This is a messenger RNA of Gracilinanus agilis (Agile Gracile Mouse Opossum), 1683 nucleotides long. RefSeq names its product solute carrier family 24 member 4 (gene SLC24A4). The transcript is spliced from 15 exons. Gene Ontology annotation, molecular function: calcium, potassium:sodium antiporter activity; calcium channel activity. The record is from RefSeq and is a predicted model, not a curated record. The coding region runs from base 40 to 1683 and encodes 547 amino acids. Gene Ontology annotation, biological process: intracellular calcium ion homeostasis; sensory perception of smell; calcium ion transmembrane transport. Gene Ontology annotation, cellular component: membrane. NCBI's taxonomy places the organism in Eukaryota, Metazoa, Chordata, Mammalia, Didelphimorphia, Didelphidae.
GGGCUACUCCAAUCCCGGAAAGUUCACCGGAGGCGAGAGAUGCUGCUGCAUCAAGUUGGUUUCAUCUGCGGAGUCCUGUCCUUGGUGUGGUGUGCGACCAGUGUACUCACCAGCCUCGGACAUGAAACAGCUUCCAAAGACAAACAUAAAUUACCUGAAGUAUGGAGGAACAGAAGACUGAUGGCAUCAGUUAAUGGGACUCAGGCAGCCAAGAAUUGCACGGAUCCUGCAAUCCACGAGUUCCCCACGGAUUUGUUUUCCAAUAAGGAACGGCAGCACGGAGCAGUCUUGCUACAUAUUCUCGGAGCACUUUAUAUGUUCUAUGCCUUGGCUAUAGUAUGUGAUGACUUCUUUGUUCCAUCAUUGGAAAAAAUCUGUGAGAAACUACACCUGAGUGAAGACGUUGCUGGAGCCACGUUUAUGGCAGCAGGAAGCUCGACACCGGAGCUGUUUGCUUCUGUCAUAGGUGUAUUCAUCACACACGGAGAUGUAGGGGUUGGGACCAUCGUGGGCUCUGCUGUUUUCAACAUCUUAUGUAUAAUUGGAGUCUGUGGAAUAUUUGCAGGACAGGUGGUCAAUCUGACCUGGUGGGCAGUGUGCAGGGAUUCUGUAUAUUACACUCUGUCCGUCGUCGUUCUCAUCGCGUUCAUCUAUGAUGAGGAAAUUGUGUGGUGGGAAGGUCUGGUGCUCAUCAUUAUGUAUGCAUUUUAUAUACUUAUCAUGAAGUACAAUGUGAAGAUGCAAGCCUUUUUCACCAUCAAACAAAAAAACAUUGCCAAUGGAAACACAGUGAACAGUGAGCUGGAGGAUGGUAAUGAUUACUAUGACAUUAGCUAUGAUGAUCCUUCCGUGCCAUUGCUAUGGGAAGUGAAGGAGAAGCCGCAAUAUGGCAAAAAUCCAGUGGUGAUGGUGGAUGAGAUCAUGAGCUCCAGUCCCCCCCAGUUCAGUUUCCCGGAGGCUGGACUACGUAUAAUGAUCACUAAUAAAUUUGGGCCCAGGACCAGGCUACGGAUGGCAAGCAGGAUCAUCAUCAAUGAGCGCCAAAGACUGAUUAACUCUGCCAAUGGUGUGAGUAAGCCACUGCAAAACGGGAGGCAUGAGAAUAUAGAGAAUGGGAACAUACCAAUGGAGAACCAAGAGGAGCAGCAAUCUCAGCAGCAGCAGCAACAGCAGCAGCAACAACAGGAACAGCCAGAGCCUGAGUCCACAGAAACAGAUUUCCUGUCUCCCUUUUCCAUGCCAGAAGCACCCAUGGACAGAGCAAAGUGGAUCUUCACCUGGCCCCUGAUAUUCCUUCUGUUCAUCACCAUCCCAAAUUGCAGCAAACCACGCUGGGAGAAGUUGUUCAUGGUCACCUUUGUCUUCUCCACCCUCUGGAUCGCUGUGUUUUCCUAUUUAAUGGUGUGGCUGGUGACUAUUAUUGGAUACACACUUGGGAUCCCUGAUGUUAUCAUGGGCAUUACUUUUCUGGCAGCAGGAACAAGUGUACCAGACUGCAUGGCCAGCUUAAUUGUGGCCAGACAAGGUAGCGUGCUUGGUAUCCAUCUAAAUAAAUGGAGACUUGACAAGAAACUUGGCAUCUAUGUGUUGGUGCUCUAUGCCAUUUUCUUGUGCUUCUCGAUAAUGAUAGAGUUUAACGUCUUUACUUUCGUCAACUUGCCAAUGUGCCGAGAAGAUGAUUAA